UAGUCGCGGGGACCCACGGGGCGGUAACGAGGACGGUCAGCGAGGAGAUGCCGAAGGGACCCGCGGGUCCUGGGGAAGCGGGGGAUGCUCGGGGGGACCGGCUCCCGGCAGGCUCAACGUGGACGGGCUGCUGGUCUACUUCCCCUACGACUACAUCUACCCGGAGCAGUUCUCUUACAUGCUGGAGCUCAAACGCACACUGGACGCCAAGGGUCAUGGAGUCCUGGAGAUGCCCUCAGGCACUGGGAAGACUGUGUCCCUGUUGGCCCUGAUCAUGGCAUACCAGAGGGCAUAUCCACUGGAGGUGACUAAACUCAUCUACUGCUCGAGGACUGUGCCUGAGAUUGAGAAGGUGAUCGAAGAGCUUCGAAAGUUGCUCCAUUUCUAUGAGAAGCAGGAGGGUGAGAAGCUGCCGUUUUUGGGGCUGGCUCUGAGCUCCCGGAAGAACCUGUGCAUUCAUCCCGAGGUGAUGCCCCUGCGCUUUGGGAAAGACGUCGACGGGAAAUGCCACAGCCUCACGGCCUCCUACGUGCGCGCACAGUACCAGCAGGACCCCAGCCUGCCCCACUGCCGCUUCUACGAGGAGUUUGACGUCCAUGGGCGCCAGGUGCCCCUCCCUGCUGGCAUCUACAACCUGGAUGACCUGAAGGCCCUGGGGCGGCGCCAGGGCUGGUGCCCCUACUUCCUUGCCCGCUAUUCGAUCUUGCACGCCAACGUGGUGGUUUACAGCUACCACUACCUCUUGGACCCCAAGAUCGCGGAGCUGGUCUCCAAGGAGCUGGCCCGGAAAGCUGUCGUGGUCUUCGACGAGGCCCACAACAUCGACAACGUCUGCAUCGACUCCAUGAGUGUCAACAUCACCCGCCGGACCCUCGACCGGUGCCAGGGCAACCUGGAGACCUUGCAGAAGACGGUGCUCAGGAUCAAGGAGACCGAUGAGCAGCGUCUGCGGGAGGAGUACCGCCGCCUGGUGGAGGGGCUGCGCGAGGCCAGUGCGGCCCGGGAGACCGACGCCCACCUGGCCAACCCCGUGCUUCCCGACGAGGUGCUCCAGGAGGCGGUUCCCGGCUCCAUCCGCACGGCCGAGCACUUCCUGGGCUUCCUCCGGCGGCUGCUGGAGUACGUCAAGUGGCGGCUGCGGGUACAGCACGUGGUGCAGGAGAGCCCCCCCGCCUUCCUGAGCGGCCUGGCCCAGCGUGUGUGCAUCCAGCGCAAGCCCCUCAGAUUCUGUGCCGAACGCCUCCGCUCCCUGCUGCACACCCUGGAGAUCGCCGACCUCGCUGACUUCUCUCCCCUCACCCUCCUCGCUAACUUCGCCACCCUCGUCAGCACCUACGCCAAGGGUUUCACCAUCAUCAUCGAGCCCUUUGAUGACAGGACCCCCACCAUUGCCAACCCCAUCCUGCACUUCAGCUGCAUGGACGCUUCCCUGGCCAUCAAACCCGUGUUCGAGCGCUUCCAGUCUGUCAUAAUCACAUCUGGGACGCUGUCCCCACUGGACAUCUACCCCAAGAUUCUGGACUUCCAUCCUGUCACCAUGGCAACCUUCACCAUGACGCUGGCCCGGGUGUGCCUCUGCCCGAUGAUCAUUGGUCGGGGCAAUGACCAGGUGGCCAUCAGCUCCAAAUUUGAGACCCGGGAAGAUAUUGCGGUGAUCCGGAACUACGGGAACCUCCUGCUGGAGAUGUCCGCCGUGGUCCCCGACGGCAUCGUGGCCUUCUUCACCAGCUAUCAGUACAUGGAGAGCACCGUGGCCUCCUGGUACGAGCAGGGCAUUCUCGAAAACAUCCAGAGGAACAAGCUGCUCUUCAUCGAGACACAAGAUGGGGCCGAGACCAGUGUCGCCCUGGAGAAGUACCAGGAGGCCUGCGAGAACGGCCGCGGAGCCAUCCUGCUGUCAGUGGCCCGAGGCAAAGUGUCCGAGGGAAUUGACUUUGUGCACCACUACGGGAGGGCCGUCAUCAUGUUUGGCGUUCCCUACGUCUACACCCAGAGCCGCAUUCUCAAGGCGCGGCUGGAGUACCUGCGGGACCAGUUCCAGAUCCGAGAGAACGACUUUCUCACCUUCGAUGCCAUGCGCCACGCAGCCCAGUGUGUGGGUCGGGCCAUCAGGGGCAAGACGGACUAUGGCCUCAUGGUCUUUGCCGAUAAGCGGUUCGCCCGGGCAGACAAGCGCGGGAAGCUUCCCCGCUGGAUCCAGGAGCACCUCACUGACGCCAACCUCAACCUGACGGUGGAUGAGGGGGUCCAGGUCGCCAAGUACUUCCUGAGGCAGAUGGCUCAGCCCUUCCACCGGGAGGACCAGCUGGGCCUGUCCCUGCUCAGCCUGGAGCAGCUGGAAUCGGAGGAGACGCUGCGGAGGAUAGAGCAGAUUGCUCAGCAGCUGUAGCUCAGGGCGGGGACUCCAGAGUCCUACC
Herpailurus yagouaroundi (jaguarundi) is the source of this 2417-nucleotide messenger RNA. RefSeq names its product ERCC excision repair 2, TFIIH core complex helicase subunit (gene ERCC2). The record is from RefSeq and is a predicted model, not a curated record. The coding region runs from base 179 to 2389 and encodes 736 amino acids. Gene Ontology annotation, cellular component: nucleus. The transcript has 23 exons. Gene Ontology annotation, molecular function: DNA helicase activity; ATP binding; damaged DNA binding. Lineage: Eukaryota; Metazoa; Chordata; Mammalia; Carnivora; Felidae. Gene Ontology annotation, biological process: nucleotide-excision repair; transcription by RNA polymerase II; positive regulation of mitotic recombination.